GCUAACACGAUAAUUUUGUCGAUAAAUCGAUGAUCAUGGCCAAUGUGGAUGAGACUGAAUCGAUGAAAAUUCAAUUCAAGAAGAAACAACGCAAACCUAUGAGGAAACGAGAUGUCUCGGAUGACAGCUAUAGUGACAAUGAAGAUUCCGUUGUCAGAUCAAAAUUAGAUGAACUGAAAACUAUUCAAAAGCUGCGAAACCGAUCGAAAGGUGUAAAUGUUGUUGGUUUGGCAUUAGGUGAAACUGCAAUCAAUACAAUAACGUCGGAUCCAUUUAAUGUUAAAGCCGGAGGAAUGGUUAAUAUGGCUGCAUUAAAAAAUAAUAAAUUAAAACAGGAUGAUGCAUACGAUACAGGUAUUGGCACACAAUUUAAUGCAGAGACCAACAAACGAGACGAAGACGAGGAAAUGGUUAAGUAUAUCGAAGAGGAACUUUCGAAACGAAAGAAUAAAAAUACAAGCGAAAAGGAUGAUAAUAUAUAUAAGAGAAAAGGAUCAUAUUGUUCACCAGAAGAAGCUGCUCUUCAAGCAGUUCCAGAACACCUAAGGCAAAGUUCUACGCAUAAAAGUGAGGAAAUGCUGUCAAAUCAAAUGCUUUCAGGUAUCCCUGAAGUAGAUCUUGGAAUUGAAGCUAAAAUACGUAAUAUCGAAGCUACAGAAGAAGCUAAAUUAAAGCUUUUAUGGGAUAGACAUAGGAAAAAGGAUGGCCCUUCACAAUUUGUACCGACCAAUAUGGCUGUAAAUUUUGUGCAACAUAAUAGAUUUAACAUUGAAGAUACGGACGCACAAAAGAAAAAACAAGAAAUAGCUGCACAAAAACAAGUUACACAUAUACCACAUACUAAAGAAAAGCGAAAAGACAAUGAAAAAGCUACCGAUGACUACCAUUACGAACGCUUUAAAAAGCAAUUCAGACGUUUUUAAUAUUAUACCGAGACUGUGAUGUAACUGUAUAUAAUAUAAUAAA
This is a messenger RNA of Ceratosolen solmsi marchali, 966 nucleotides long. RefSeq lists its product as uncharacterized. NCBI's taxonomy places the organism in Eukaryota, Metazoa, Arthropoda, Insecta, Hymenoptera, Agaonidae. Gene Ontology annotation, cellular component: spliceosomal complex. The transcript is spliced from 6 exons. Gene Ontology annotation, biological process: mRNA splicing, via spliceosome. Bases 30 to 923 code for a protein of 297 amino acids. The record is from RefSeq and is a predicted model, not a curated record.